UAAGUAGUUAGAGCCGAGCUAGCCAAGAGAUUACGUCGACCAAAGGUCUGACAAAGUAAUUCCAGUACAGUUCGUGGAGACGUGAAACCCCAAGACUACCAUAGCUUCCUACUACCGAGUGUGAGAAGAGCUCCCCGUGACCUUCCUUACAGUUCAAGACUUCCACUUAGUUGCUGUUUCUUUAACGUACAUAUGAACCCUUGAAAGUAUCUAUUGGAAAUUACGGAGAAAAUGUUAAAAACCGGAAGAUCGAGGUCUCUAUUGAGGGUAGUUAUUGCGGUGGUUUUUGUUUCAGUGCAAAGUGUUUCCUGCUAUUCAAUACCUGAGCCCAAGUUUGAGAUUCUCGAGCCCAAAGGGUUUCGUGUAUCAAUUCCAGAUGAGCCAGGCCUGCGACUUUUCGCUUUUCACGGUGCCGUUGAUCACAGGGUAGAAGCUUCCCAGCCGGGUGACCUGGUUGGCGAAGUCAUCAAGCCUACAAAUGGUCGUUGGGUGUAUGAAAAUAGAAAAUUCUUCCUAGAACCCGGUCAAACGAUUUACUACUGGAUUCAUGUGCAGCACGAAAGUCGAGGCUAUCGAUUAACCGAUAAGCAAUAUCGAGUUGGUUCAGGCUCGGGUUCACAGGAACCAGUCACCACCCCAACUAAGCCAACUUCACCACCAGAAACCUGUGGUGAAACCAAAACCACGGUUCGGGGAAGGAAUGUAUGCCAGGGUGAACUGAUCUUCGAGGAUAAUUUCAAUAUUUUGAACUCAACGGCAUGGAGGCGUGAAGUUCGAAUACCACUCGAUGUGGAUGAUGCUGAUUUUGUCAUGUACGACGAUAAACCGGACAAUUGCUAUAUUACAGAAGGGAAGUUGUAUAUCCAACCCAAUCGUAUCGAAGAUAUUCCUGGCUAUGAUGAAAUAAAGAUUCGCAGUGGAGAAAUCAAUUUCGGAGAAAAAUGCACGGGAAUUGUUGAUCCCGAACGGGAAUGCAAGCGGCAAGCAGGAUUGUUCCGAAUUCUACCACCAAUAGUUUCGGGAAGGAUAAAUACAAAGGAUUCGUUCUCGUUUCGGUAUGGAAAAAUCGAAGUAAGAGCUAAAUUACCGAAGGGAGAUUGGCUGUUUCCUUUAAUUGCACUAGAACCGCAAACAAGUGACUAUGGAAUAUCGGGCUAUGCCUCCGGACAACUUCGAGUCGCCUACAUUCGAGCUAACCCAGUACUGAGGACUAGAUCAGGUCAAGCAAUAGAUGGUUCUUAUCUGUUUGGAGGUGCCAUUUUGAAGACGGGAGAAGCUGAUCGUGACUCCUGGCUGAAAAGUAUUCAAGGAUCUGAACAUUGGGGCAAUCAAUUCCACACAUACUCGCUAACUUGGACGGACAACUCCAUUACCCUUGCUGUCGACGGCAGCCCAUAUGCGAUCAUCAAUGGUGGAUUCAAUCGAAAUUCAGCCUCAGCUAUGGCACCCUUCGACAAAGAGUUCUACAUAACACUUGCUCUUUCCGCGGGAGGCAUUUCCGAUUUCCCUGAUGGUUGCAUGUCAGGGGUCAAUGUUAAACCUUGGCAAAAUAGUCAUCCGAAGGCGGAGCUUAUGUUCUGGAAUGCCCGGGAUAAAUGGGGUCGUACAUGGACUGAACAGAGUUCUCGAUUAGUGGUUGACUAUGUUCGAGUGUGGGCGUUAUAGGGGGCAAACAGGUGAAACAUAGAUUUUGAUGCAUUUAAUUUUAGGUUGGAAGACUGUGAAAGACUUAUCUGAAUACUUUUAAUUUAGGAAUAAAUAUAUGUUGCCAUAUGAAGUUUAA
Molecule: messenger RNA, 1783 nt
Organism: Hermetia illucens (black soldier fly)
Lineage: Eukaryota; Metazoa; Arthropoda; Insecta; Diptera; Stratiomyidae
Product: gram-negative bacteria-binding protein 1-like
Exons: 4
Coding region: 232-1665 (477 amino acids)
Biological process (GO): carbohydrate metabolic process
Molecular function (GO): carbohydrate binding; hydrolase activity, hydrolyzing O-glycosyl compounds
Source: RefSeq, a predicted model, not a curated record